AUGGAGCGGAGACACGGCUCGCCAACGACCGCCGGCAUCGGCUUGCUGCCCAAUACACGGACUGGCGAUCCGUGGGCUGGCCAGCCGAAGUACAGCAAAGGAAUGACGGCGUCCAUCUCGAUCAUCAUCUUUCUCUUUGCGCUAGCUUCGGUGCACUCGCGUUGGCAACGGUACCAACAUCAGCGCCAUGCCAGCGACUCGACUAUCCUCGAGAAAGCGACAAGAUCCUCAACCUCGGGCUGGCUGGCUCGACCCGCCGCGGCCUACCGAAUGCUGGCCUAUCGAAGGCUGCCAUCCUAUCGUUGGGGCUUCCUCAACCUGCGUCUGCCCGUCCUCGGAGCUACUUUGGCGCUCUCGGCCUUCAUGCUCGGUUUCACCAUCUGGGCCUUCGUCGUGCAACCCUACUAUCGAGACAACAGCAGCUUCGGAAGCCCGCCUCUGGCCCUUCGCGCCGGUAUGAUGGCGCUCGGUCUCAUGCCUUUCAUCUACGUGCUAGGCUCCAAGGUCAACUUUAUCUCUCUGCUCACUGGUGUGAGCCACGAGAGGCUUCAAGUCUACCACCAAUGGCUCGCGCGCUUCAUGCUGUUCCUCGCCACCGUCCACAUGAUCCCAUUCAUCUAUCAGCCGCUUUCUGAGGGUGGCGCGGCUGCGCUGCGAGAAUGGUUCUCCUCCGACAGGAUCAACACGACGGGCGUCAUUGCGUACGUCUGCCUCUUUGUGCUUUCGUUUGCGAGCAUGACGGGCAUCCGCGAGAGGUGUUACGAACUCUUCCUGCUCAUCCACGUGCCCGUUGCCAUCCUGUUCCUCGGCUACAUGUUUGUGCAUUGCCAGGCUUUGCUGACAUCGUGGCGAUAUCUGUGGGCCACAGCAGCACUGUACAUGCUGUCCGUGUUCCUGCGCUUCGCCGCUCAGCUACAGCAGAACAGCUUCCUCUCGCUGGCAACGUGUCGGGUCGAAGCGCUGCCAGGUGGGCUCACCAAGAUGACGGUCGACUCGGCGUUACGAUGGAGGCCCGGACAGCACGUCUUUGUGCGCUUUCCAGGCCUUGCGCCGCUGUCAGCGCAUCCCUUUACGAUCGUAAGCAUGCCGUCGGCGGACGAUCAGCAGCUCAUGUCGACGGUGGUGCUCAUGGCCAAGGCUCGCAAAGGCAUCACGAAACGUCUCUACGACCGAGCGUCCCGCGUGCAGGCAGAGCAAGUACCUCACAGAGGAGGCGGUCUCGCUCUCUCUGCCGUGCUCGAUGGCCCUUACGGGCAGGAUGCCAGCGUCUCGGAUCAUCAACACGUCUUGCUGCUGGCAGGUGGAAGCGGCAUCACCUUUGUGCUGGCCUCUUUGCUGGAGCUGUCGUGGCAGUGGCAGAAGAAGGCAGCGGCCACUCGUCAUGUCCAUUUCGUCUGGUCCAUUCGAGAUGCAGAAUCGCUGGAAUGGGUCCGUCCAUACCUCGUGACCGUCACUGCACUGGCACCGUCGGCGAAUGCACUCCGAAUCUCGAUCUACAUCAGCGGGCGGGACGCUGUUCCGCGGGAUCUGGCGUUGCCCGCAAGCUGGGAAGUGCACUGGGGCACGCACCCUGAUGCUGCAGCUGCAGUGACAGAUCUGGCCCGCGAGGCAUCCAACCCGAGCAAACAAGUCGACGUCGAGAAAGCGUCAUCUAGCAUGUCGAGCGCGAGUGCAGAACCCUUCGAGAGCUCAGGUUCUGCUGCUGCUGCUGUUGUCGUGUGCGGGCCAUCUGGCAUGGUCAAGGACGCUUCCAAUGCGGUAGCAGACCUCCAAGCCGACAUUCUACGUGGCAAUUUGGCGGGCGUCGAGAAUGUCACUCUCAUCACGGAGAGUUUUGGGUUCUGA
Messenger RNA from Kalmanozyma brasiliensis GHG001, 1845 nucleotides. Its product is annotated as Ferric reductase, NAD binding. The transcript has a single exon. Gene Ontology annotation, molecular function: ferric-chelate reductase activity. NCBI's taxonomy places the organism in Eukaryota, Fungi, Basidiomycota, Ustilaginomycetes, Ustilaginales. The coding region runs from base 1 to 1845 and encodes 614 amino acids. The record is from RefSeq and is a predicted model, not a curated record. Gene Ontology annotation, biological process: iron ion transport; copper ion import; intracellular iron ion homeostasis. Gene Ontology annotation, cellular component: plasma membrane.